Molecule: messenger RNA, 2037 nt
Organism: Magallana angulata
Lineage: Eukaryota; Metazoa; Mollusca; Bivalvia; Ostreida; Ostreidae
Product: nonsense-mediated mRNA decay factor SMG9-like
Exons: 13
Coding region: 99-1481 (460 amino acids)
Biological process (GO): nuclear-transcribed mRNA catabolic process, nonsense-mediated decay
Source: RefSeq, a predicted model, not a curated record
UCUUAACUCGAAAGUAAAGUAAAACUAAAAGGUAUACUUUUUUCAAUUUUUGUAAGCUGUAUCCUCAAACAUAAGUGGUCUAGCAGAACUAAAUUACCAUGUCUGACCAAGACAGAGGAGAUCGCGGGAGAAGAAGACCCAGAAGGAGGGGAGGUGGACCAAACACUGGCAACAGAAAGAUUGACAGGGAGACCUAUGAGGCAGAAUACCAAUCCUCCAAGCCAACAAUUAUAUUGGCCAAGCCUGCAGCACUAGACUCGGGAGGAGGUGUCCUCAGUACAAGCCCCUCUUCAACUUCCUCCGCAAAACCCGACAAACCUGUUGUCAUGGCAAUCAGAUCCAGGGAUGAAUCCUUCUCUUCAGGCUCUCCCAGUGUUUCAACAGGGGAGCCAACUCCAUCACAAGUUUCCUCAUCCUCGCACAGAACUCCUGUCGGCCUUGUACAGACAGAUGGCUCCAACCGCCUAUCUGCUCCCCCAGAAAUGAACCAAGGUGUUAAGAUCGUGGAUGAAUCUCAUCAGUGGAGCGAUGCAGGGAUGGAAGUGUUACUGGACCAGACCGAUUUCUUUGUGGUCGGUGUUCUCGGACUACAGGGAUCUGGAAAGUCAACUAUUUUGUCUCUCCUUGCUGGAAAUAAUCCAUCAGACAACAUCAGGCAGUACAUAUUUCCACCCCAGAGCAAAGAGAGCAAGGAGCUCUCUGAACACCAGACCACCGGGAUUAACAUGUAUGUCACCGGGGAGAGGACCAUAUUUCUGGAUACACAGCCCAUCAUGAGCCCCUCUGUUCUAGACAAAAUAAUCCGCCAAGAGAAAAAGAUUCCCCCUGAAUAUAGCACAGCUGAAAAUUGUGUUGAGAUGCAGUCCUUGCACCAAGCAGCCUUCCUCAUGUCAGUGUGUCACAUCAUUCUAGUGGUUCAAGACUGGUUCACAGAUAUCAACCUCAUCAGAUUUCUGCAGACAGCUGAGAUGCUGAAACCUUCCACUCCUUCCUCUAGUCAUGAUAGUUCAUCAGGAUCGGAAGAGACCAAUGACUAUUAUCCAAGAGUGGUUUUUGUGCAGAAUAAAUGCACCAGAGACCACUUCAGCAGAGAAACACACAAGGCCAUGCUUUCGACUUUCUCAAAAAUGUUGGAUACAUCUAAAUUAAAGCUCAAAGGAGAAGUAUCAAUGGCCAGGGGAAACUUGGUGUCAGGGUUACCAAAGCAUCACCAAUCAGAUGUCAACUUGUAUUUGUUUCCAAAUAUGGAAAACAAGAAAGACUCACAAGACACCAUUCUGACCCUGCUGCCAGAGUACAGGGGAUACCCCAGCGUGACUACAUUAGUGAAUGGCCUGAGGAAACAAGUGUACUCCAUGCCCAAAGACACUCUGACCCACACAACACUCUCAGAGAAAAACUGGUUUCAUUAUGCAGCCAGAACCUGGGAGGCUGUAAAAAAAUCACAGUUAAUGGCAGAAUACAACAGACUACUACACUGAGCAAAGGGAAGAUUACAACGGAAUUUUACAUUUAUGAUAAUCAACAGAUUACGGUAUAUUGGUGGUAUCCAACAGCCAAUUACUGUCAAACAAGUUGAUUGAGUGCUCGGGAUAACUUUCCAAUGUCCAGCAGAGUGAAUUAUAGAAUAUGACAGAAUAAAGCUCUUGAGCGUAUUAUGCAGUUGCAUCUGACUAUUGAUGGAAAUAUGGAACAACACCAUGUCAAUGUUGAAAUACAACAAACUGCUUCACAAAUCCAAUACAUGUACAUAAAGUUACGGUAUUUGAUAGCAUUGCCAUGUGCAGUACAAUAAACAAUUAGCUAUAAAUGGUGAAAAAAACAGUAAAGUAAUGAUUGAGGAUGGUGGACAACAUGGUAUUAAAGUUAGUGAUGGAAUGCAGCAGAGCUUGGGACUUGCGUGAAACUCAAAGAUGACAAUUUCGGUAAAAACUGGACCAAUCCAAAAGCAUCUUAGAAGAAAGAAACUUGUUGUAAAACUUGUGGAUUUACUUUUGUUGUGUGAUUAUUGUACAAUAUUAAAUGUGCAAUAUUUAA